AUGUCGACGCAACCGCUUUUGCAGCGCACGGCGGGCAAGCGCAUUGCGCUGCCUGUGCGUGUUGAGCCCAAAGUAUUCUUUGCGAAUGAGCUCCUCUCGUGGCUUAGUUUCACGGUUACGCUCUCGGCGCUUGCGGUGGGCCUGCUCAACUUUGGCGACCGCGUUGGCCGUGUGAGCGCUGCGCUCUUUAGCUUUGUCGCCGUUGCGAUCAUGCUGUAUGCGCUUGUGACGUACCACUGGCGCGCGAAUGCGAUUCGCAAUCGGGGUAGUGGGCCAUAUGACGACCGCCUUGGUCCCACCGUCCUCUCUGUCUUGCUUCUCACCGCGAUUAUUGUCAAUUUUGUGCUGCGUUUCAGCGAAUAG
This is a messenger RNA of Malassezia vespertilionis, 363 nucleotides long. It is a transcript of the gene nrf1, whose product is annotated as GTPase regulator Nrf1. The transcript is spliced from 4 exons. The coding region runs from base 1 to 363 and encodes 120 amino acids. The record is from RefSeq and is a predicted model, not a curated record. Lineage: Eukaryota; Fungi; Basidiomycota; Malasseziomycetes; Malasseziales; Malasseziaceae. Gene Ontology annotation, cellular component: vacuolar transporter chaperone complex; fungal-type vacuole membrane.